AUGUAUUAAGUGUCAGCACACACGUACAGUCAGACUUACACAGCGACCAUGGGCGGUUGUGUCAGCAACGAAAUGAGUCAAAUUCCUGAGAAAUUUUCUCGUCGGUGAGAUUUUGUGCUGUUUUCCGAGAGGAGGUUUCGUUCAAUUGGAUAUUUCAAACGGUUUACCUAGCAAAGUGGGCAGCCGAGGACCGUGCGUCACAUCAAGAUUCUGCAAUGGAUGCAAAUCCAUUCCGAGUCAGGGGGCAUGGUGCCAACCAGGGAGGAGCAGCGGAUGGGAGGCGUCGGCAGGAAAACGACCAACCAAGGGAUCAAGGAAAUCCAGGAAGAUUUGGCAAUCAGCGUGGCCAGGAGCGUGGUGGUGGGUAUGGCUGGGGGCGUGGUCAAGGACGAGGACAAGGGCGUGGUCAAGGACGUGGUCACUUCAGAAAUGUUGGUCCUAAUCACCAAGAUCACAGAGACCAAGAAGGUUUUCAAGAUGGUCAAGGAGCAAGGCCCCGCACCCAAAGGGAACGCCCCAUCAGGCAGCCUGGGUACAGAAUGUUACAGUCUUUGCUGGAUGAGGAGAAGUGCCCUGCUGAGGUAGUCCAAGAACUUACCUCCUUCGGGAAAGGUUUGGAGAGUCUGCUGCGUGAGCGUGAGAUCAGGCGCGACAUGAUGGUGCUUCUCAUUCAAGUCAUGGACAGGGUCUGUGACUGCGAAGACUCCCCUCAGUCUGUGGUCCGGGUCUUGAAUGCGAUCGUCGACACAGACUUCCUCAGCAGGAAUCUUAGUCAGCACAUCAACAGCAUGACGACCGAGUUUGACGACAGGUAUUUGAUGAAGGUCCCUGAUCUGAUUGGCUCAAUCUUGAAGCUGAUGCAGACGCUCAUCCAGAAAGUCCAGAACACCAUGAAGGAUGUCCACGUUGUCCUCACGCUCAUUGACUCUGUUGCUAGGACUUUAGAGACAAAGGGUUACCCACUGGAGAGUGAAACCAAGGUUCUAUUGAGCCAGCUGCUUCUUUGCUGUCAGCAGAGAGAAAAAGAAAAGGCGCACAGAAGCCAGCGACAGAGAACGGACCAGGAAGCACCACCACCAAACGACUUCAGAGAAAUUCCCAUAUUCCCGGAUGUUGCUGAAAUCACCACGAAUGCUGACAAUUACCUUAGACCCAAUGUGGUGCAUGGGAGGUAUCGAGACCUCAACCAUUACCUCGAUGUCCAGUUCCGCCUUCUGAGACAAGAUUUCUUGGAACCAUUGAAACUUGGCAUCGCAGAGUAUCACGUGUCCCUUGCACAAACCAAUAUGAAGCGCAAAUUGAGAGAUAUUCGCAUCUACCAUGAUGUUGGGGUGCAUUUUCCCAUCUGCACCAAUGAAGGGAUCACACACCGCGUGAGCUUCGACAUCUCCAAGCUCAGGAAGGUUAGAUGGCAAGCAACAAAGCGACUCACUUUUGGAUCCCUGGUUUGUUUGUCCAAGGACAACUUCCAGUCAGUUAUAUUUGCAACUGUUGCGAACCGAAAGCCAGAGGAGCUGGAGGAAGGAUUAGUGGAUUUGCGGUUUCAGGAUAUGGCACGCGUCUCAGAAAUAGACUCCUCGGAUUGUUUUAUAAUGGCAGAGUCGUCCGCUUACUUCGAGGCCUACCGUCAUGUUUUGCAAGGCCUGCAGGAAGUCAAUGACAACAGUCUACCCCUACAGCGUUACAUCAUCGAGGUCUCAAGUGAUGUGAAGCCCCCUCAGUAUCUUCGCCGUAAUAGGUUUUCUACCUAUGACCUGUCUUCGCUGACGCACACAGAGGAAGAAGGUGACAAGGAUGAUGAGGGUAAAGUUCUACGUGACCUUAGGAGGCUCAGCACAAAGGCCAGCGCAGUACAAGUCUUGACUCCAUCUAGUUGGCCCCGAGCUGAAACUUUGCAUCUAGACGAGUCGCAGCUUAAAGCCGUUCAUGCUGCACUGACGCAAGAAUUAGCCGUCAUACAGGGACCACCAGGUACAGGCAAAACCUACAUAGGUCUGAAGAUUGUGCAAGCUCUCCUUCACAAUAGAGAAGUGUGGAAAGAAGAUGACGAACCAAACCCCAUCUUGGUGGUUUGUUACACCAACCACGCCCUAGAUCAAUUCCUCGAGGGGAUCAUGAAUUUCAAUCAGAACAUUGUUCGUGUCGGUGGCAGGAGCAACAGCGAGGAUAUGAAGGACAAAAACCUUAACUUUCUGAAGAGAGAACAGCGGCGUAAACGGGAUGUUCAGCGCGCAGUUCAUAUCCGAACUAGCAACAUCUUGAGAGAAAUGUACUCCCUGCGUCAAUGCAUGGAGGUCUCCCAGAGGAAAGUCGAAAAAAGCAUGAAGGGCAUCAUCAAUGAGGACUUUCUGCAGCCAUUCAUGACAAAAGAACACUAUGCAACCCUCACGGUAAUCUUUCGUGAAACAGGCUAUAACAGGCCGACAUCUUACAUACUUGAAUGGUUGGGACUUUCAGGAACCUUUCGUGUAGCAACGGGCCAGGAAGUUGGUAUCGCUGCAUUCAUGGGACAAGAUGACGAGCCAGAAGAAGAUGAUCAGGAGGAAGAUGAAGAGUUUGCUGUUGCUGAGGAGGCAGAUGCGAUAGCAGAGCAGCGUAUUCUUGAUGACAAGGAGGAUGACAUGUUUCUCUUUGAUGAAGAUCCUCAAGAAAACCACCUUGUCUUGGAUAUCGACAGUUUGGUUGCAGCACAGCCUGAACAAGAGGGAUGGCAGAUGCAAUCACAUCAAAAGAAGCGAAUGAGAAAAAUGCUCUUGCACAACCUUAGAAAAUCUGAGAAAAUGACAGAAAGAGACGCUGGGAGAGUGAAGAACGUUUGGGCAAUUGGAGACAUCAACAGUCGUUGGAAGCUGUACCGUUACUGGGUCAGCGAGUAUAGCAAGAAUGAACGGAGACGAAUGGAGAUCGUGCAAGAAAAGUACGAGGCCCUAUCACAGGAACUGAAGGAGGUUCGUGUUGAGGAGGAUCUUUCCAUACUGCGUCGGGCUAGCGUGAUCGGUAUGACAACAACAGGUGCUGCGAAGCAUCGCAAUGUAUUGCAACGUGUUGGUCCUAAAAUUGUGGUUGUAGAGGAGGCAGCAGAGGUUCUUGAAUCUCACAUCGUCACCACAUUGAGUGCCGAGUGCCAGCAUCUUAUACUCAUUGGGGAUCACCAGCAACUGAGACCAAACCCCACUGUCUACCGCUUAGCUAAAGACUUCGAUCUUAACAUCUCCCUCUUUGAGCGGAUGAUAAAAAAUGGCGUGCCUUGUCAGUCUCUGGUCCAGCAACAUCGCAUGCGUCCAGAGAUUUCAACAAUCAUGAGGAACCACUUCUAUCCAGACUUGAAGAACCACGAGAGUGUCCGAUCUUAUCCGAAGAUAGCCGGAAUUAGUUCAGAUGUAUUCUUCCUCGAUCACGAUAUUGAGGAGGAAGAGGUUGAUGACUCUCGUAGCAAAUCCAAUACCCACGAGGCAGAGGUCCUGGUGGCACUGUGCAAGUAUCUGAUACAGCAAGGUCAGUACCAGCCCACACAGAUCACAAUCCUCACGACCUACGUGGGUCAACUCUUCAAUUUUAAGCGUUGCAUGCCCAGGUCUUUCUUCAACGGUGUUCGCGUAUGUGCUGUCGACAAUUUCCAAGGGGAGGAAAAUGACAUCAUCCUGUUGUCUCUGGUCCGUAGUAAUCAAGAAGGUAACAUUGGGUUCUUGAAGGUGUCAAAUCGGAUGUGUGUGGCCCUGUCCAGGGCGCGACAUGGUUUCUUUUGCAUUGGGAAUUUCCAAGGGUUGGCGCAUGGAGAUUCACUGUGGAAGAACAUUGUACAAGAGAUGCGCGGGAGAGGUUUGUUGGGGCGAUAUUUGAGUUUGGUUUGCCACAAUCAUCCCAAAACUAUCACAAGGGUCAGCACGUCAAAAGAUUUCCUCAAUGUGCCCGAGGGCGGGUGCAGCUUGGCCUGUGCGUUCAGACUCGAUUGUGGCCACAGCUGUGGCAUGCUUUGCCAUCCAACUGACUCUGAGCAUAAAGAGUACAAGUGUCUGAAGAAGUGUGAGAAGGUCCUCCGUUGCGGGCACAGGUGUAAACUGCUCUGCUUUCAAAAAUGCGACAGGUGCAAAGAAAAAGUUGACAAGACUCUGCCAUGCCGGCAUCAAAAGAAAAUCCCAUGCUACCAGAAUCCAGACUCGGCCACAUGUUUGGAGCAGUGCAUGAAAAAGCUCCCCUGUGGUCACAGGUGCCGUCGAAAAUGCGGGGAGGAGCCCUGUACUGAAAUCUGUCUGGAAACAGCCUUUCGCAGUGACUGGCCUUGUGGACACGCUGUGCAGGUCAAGUGCAGUGACGGCCCAGAGAAAUGUCCAAAGAAGUGUGGAGUUGAGUUGGAAUGUUCUCAUCAGUGUCAAGGUUCCUGUGGGGCUUGUAAGAGAGGCCGGCUGCAUGUACAGUGCCAGCAGAAGUGCAACCGCACCUUAGUUUGUAGUCAUCAGUGUACUGCAUUGUGUACACGUGAGUGUCCUCCUUGCGCUGAGAAGUGUAAGAACCGUUGUGUCCACAGCAAGUGUCCGAAUCGCUGUGGGGAUCCAUGUGCCCUCUGUCAAGAGCCUUGUGCAUGGCGAUGCCCUCACUACCGAUGCAGUAAGAAAUGCAGCGAAGCUUGUGACAGACCGCCGUGUAACAGACCUUGUCCGAGUAGGCUUGGGUGUGGUCAUCCAUGUAUUGGCUUGUGUGGAGAACCUUGUCCUGACAAAUGUCGUGUAUGUCACAGAGAUGAAGUGACAGAGAUACUGUUUGGAGACGAAGAUGAGCCAGAUGCCCGGUUUGUCCAACUUGAAGACUGUGGUCACGUGUUUGAAGUAGGAAAAUUUGAUCAGUGGAUGGAAAUGAAAAAUGAGGAGCAGAAGUCAAUUCAGUUGAAGGCGUGCCCAAGAUGCAACACACCAAUCAGACGGAAUCUUCGCUACGGUAACAUAAUCAAUGAGACUUUGGCAGAUAUUGAGCUGGUGAAGGAGCGUAUAUUUGGUACCAAACGGGAAAUUGCCGCGAAAAAGGUCCAAGUCCGAACCAUGCUUUAUUCGGUAGCGACGGAUGUCGACUUAGACACUUUUGCCGAUCGAAUUAGCCGUCCAAUGGGUCUAGCUGAAUUAACAACCAUCGAAAAUCAGUUGCUACUCCUUAAGGACAUGGCCAAAGCGAAGAAGAAGGCCACAGACGUUGCGCGAGAUGUUCCCCAGUACAUCAGAAAGAUAGAGGUGCAUAGGAAGAACCUCUUGGAAUUAGAGAAGUGGUUGCUGAAACCUCGCAUGUACCUCAGCACGCAAGAACUUGACGACUGCAGCCGUGAGGUACAGCGCCUCUCAAUGUGCUUUAGUUUCUUCUUCAUCAAGGCAAAGGUCCAGGCCGCGGCCAGUAACAGUAACAAAGCGAGCGUACAGAUCGUUGAAGACCUGCUUCUCAGCGGUAAACCUCUUGAGGAGAACAGUGUGAAGACUGUCAAGACGUUGCUGGAGAAACUAAGAAGAGAGUGCACCGGGCUCGGAAUAUCAGAGACCGAGCGAGUCAUGAUUGUGAAAGCCAUGGGGUUUUCAAAGGGUCACUGGUACAAGUGUCCUAAUGGUCAUUGUUAUACCAUUGGAGACUGUGGCGGGGCGACUGUGGAAAGUACCUGCCCCGAGUGCAAGGCGGCGAUUGGAGGAACAGGUCACCGUCUUGUUAGUGGCAAUGCCCUUGCCUCGGAGAUGGACGGGGCUAGAUAUUCAGCAUAUUCUGAAGAGGCCUUCAUGGAAAACUAUGACCUCAGAGAAUUCUAAAAAGCUUUAGAGGAGGGUGCACAUGGCCCAUUGGGGAGUUGGACAACAGAGAGAGGAAGAGACCAUCAUCAAUUAUUAUAAUGAUUAAUUAUUAUGGUAAUAAUGUGCAUAUUUCAUCAACAAAGCUUAAAGCUUGGGAAUUUGGUGUUAAUUCGUUAUUGAAAUCUAAAUAUAUGAACUUGAAUUAGUCGUUCAAAUCUGACUUCAAUUCUGAAAUCGGCGAUUGCUGUUUUCCAAUCACGACAGAUAAUGUUGUUACUGACAUACGAUUCGAUUCCGAUUCGUGAGUGUAAACUUUGUUGGAACUGAACAUUAAGAGACCAAGGCCACUGGUGGGAUUAAAUAAACUUAGAAAAGCUAUGCAAAGAACUAAGAUAAAUGGAAUUAUGAUAUAAAAUUUCAUGAAGUACAUUUACUGGAUUGUUUUGACAGACGGUUGAUUUAAUUCACUCUGCAAUUUUAGAAAACAAAACAAACAAGUGAGUCGACAUGGCUCAAGUGUAAACAAAAAAGUAAUUUCAAUUACAAUACAAUUUUAGUUUAUUCUUUGUAAGUGUUAGUCGUAGUAUGACAAAAUUGUGUGGUAAAAUGAUAUAAAACAAGGGGCUAUAGGGUUUCGUGCGAGGAUUGUUGACUGUAUAUCAACUGGACUAACUAUGGGCGUCGCAAGGGGGGUGCUUGCCACACCCCCCCCCCCCCCAAAGGCAACCAAAAAAGGAGGAAAAAGAAAGAAAAAGAGGCGCGAAGUCAUAUUGCUGUUAAUUAAAUGGGUGAGGGGGGGGGCCAAACGUCCCUGCCCACCCUCGAAAAUGAUCAAUCGAGAAUGUGCUGGAAAAGUGCAGGGAUUUUUUUUUGGGGGGGGGGGUGUGCUUUGCCCCCCUCUAGAAAAAAAUCCUGGCGACGCCCAUGGGACUUACUUAAUUACAUGCCUCACUAGUGAUUGGGUGAUAGUGACACUUUAAACUGAAAACCUCAGUGAUAGCGAUAACCUUUUCUUGUAAAAAUGAUGAAUGAAGAAAGGUUUCUUGGUCGAAGCUGGUAAAAUAGGUUUAAACGUCAAAUUAUUUGAUUUUGAAUCUUGUACAUAGCGCUUUGCAAUGCCAAUAUUUGUAAUUUGGUGCAUGAUGAUGUCUUAUGCUCUUGGUGUAUGUUCUUAGAAUAACGGGAGAUAUACAUGUAAUUUUAUAAAUAAACCUUACAAUUGGAAUUAA
Patiria miniata (bat star) is the source of this 6988-nucleotide messenger RNA. Its product is annotated as NFX1-type zinc finger-containing protein 1-like. The transcript has 4 exons. NCBI's taxonomy places the organism in Eukaryota, Metazoa, Echinodermata, Asteroidea, Valvatida, Asterinidae. Gene Ontology annotation, cellular component: nucleus; nuclear RNA-directed RNA polymerase complex. The record is from RefSeq and is a predicted model, not a curated record. Bases 216 to 5777 code for a protein of 1853 amino acids. Gene Ontology annotation, biological process: regulatory ncRNA-mediated heterochromatin formation. Gene Ontology annotation, molecular function: zinc ion binding; helicase activity.